This is a messenger RNA of Echinops telfairi (small Madagascar hedgehog), 2512 nucleotides long. RefSeq names its product zinc finger SWIM-type containing 9 (gene ZSWIM9). Gene Ontology annotation, molecular function: zinc ion binding. Bases 1 to 2091 code for a protein of 696 amino acids. The record is from RefSeq and is a predicted model, not a curated record. NCBI's taxonomy places the organism in Eukaryota, Metazoa, Chordata, Mammalia, Afrosoricida, Tenrecidae. The transcript is spliced from 3 exons.
AUGGAGCGGCCGGAGCCCCCGCCCAGCACAGCAGUGGGGCAGGAAGAGCAGGAGCUUCGAGAACGAGCCUUCUUCUCCUGGGCUGAAUUCAGCCGCUUCUUCGAUGCGUGGUGCCAGCAGCGGUUGGCGCUCUUCCUCGUCAAGAGCUCCAUGCGCCUGGCACGCUGCCCCUGGGCCAGUGCGCCCCCGCUCUACAGGCUCAUCGACGUGCUCAAGUACAGCUACGUGCGGCUGGUGUGCAAGGAUGUGCGAGCGCCCAACCGGCCCACCAUGGGGGCCCCCCAACCAGGCUGCCCCGCCUUCAUCAUCGUCAAGCUGAGCCCGCUACGGGACCGCCUCGUGGUGACAGAGUGCCAGCUGACCCACUCGCACCCCGCCUGCCCAGUUGAGUUUGCCUACUACUUCCGGCCGGGCCAUCUGCUGGCCAACGCUUGCCUGCCCGUGCGCACCACCAACAAGAUCUCCAAGCAGUUCAUGGCCCCGGCCGACGUGCGGCGUCUGCUCACCUGCUGCAAGGGUCAAGACCACGGUGUCCUGGAUGCCCUGCACGUGCUGGAGGGGCUCUUCCACACCGACCCCGAGGCCAAGGUGGGGUCUCCGGAGAGCCCGUCCCGCGGCGUGGCCCAGUGCCUCCGCGACCUGGUGGCCAUGCAGUGGACGGACGGCGCCGGGGAGGCGGCGCCCGAGGUGCCCGACGGCGGAGGCUCGGGGCUGGAAGGCGAGCCGGGGCCCGGACCCCUGGUGCAACCAGAGAGGAUGCGGGACCUGGGGACGGGCGACUCGGUUGGGGCGCGGCACGAUGGAAGUCUUUGGAAAGGGACCUCGUUGGAGAAGGAGUGGGUGAGAGGGCUGGAGACUCGAGGGUGGAGAGGGGCGCCGUUAGGAAGUGAGAAGGGGCAGGAGUGGCAACCCAGAGACUGGAGGGGGCUGCCGUUCGAGAACCCCAAGGCAAGAGCCCUGGGCGCGAGCAUCCCCCCGCGGGAGAACGAAUGCGGGAGAGGGUCUGAUAUCAGAUCCUGGAGAGGGGCCCCUGUGGAGGGCGAGAAAGACUGGGGACUGGGAGGUGACUUCUGGAGGGGCGCCCAGCCGGAGGAGCAGGGGCCACGUGGGCUGGAAGGGUAUUCCCGGAGGAUGGCCCAGCAGGAGGAAUGGAAGACCAGGGCGCUGGAGACCACAGAUGCCAGGGGGACCCCGCGUGAGUAUGAGGGGCCCUGGAGUCUACAGGGCAACACCUGGAGGGGGGCCCAGUGGCAAAAUGAAAGGGCCAGCAGUCCGAAGACCAAAGACCGGCCCGGGCCGCGGGUGGCAGAGGAGAAGGCCAGGGGGCUGGAGGCCCAAAGCUGGAGGGGCGACCAUUUGGAAAGGCUUCAGGAGCUGGUGCAUGAGAAUGGAGACGCCGUGGGGCCCCGGUGGGGGCAGGGGAGAGGGUCCGAGGUUGGAGUCGAGAGGGGAGUGCCCCCGAGAGUCAGCAAGGGCCUGGAGGACAUUGUUCUGGUUCAGCUGGGGGACACGGCGUUUCCAGGCCGGGAGAAUGGCCGUGCUGGCCUAGCCCGAUCUGUGGAUCCCAAGAGUGGCAUGGGAGGAGGGGUGGGGUGGAGGGACCCAGCAGAAAGGCGACAAGGGCUGGGGAACGGAGUCCCGUGCAACACUCCUGUAGGGGCUGUGUUCCAGGGGGAACCAGAAUGGGCUACGGCAAGGAACGGAUACCUGCCGGAUGGAGGGGAAAGAGACAACCCACGGAAAUCAAAGAGGCCACUUGGCCCCUCAAGAGAAGAGGGCCCGGACUGGGAGCCCUUGGCCAAGUUCCGAGCAGCCUGUGGGCCAGAGCUGGCCGACCUGGUGGCUGAGGAGCUGGCCUUCGCCAGGCAGCAUGGGACCCGGGGUUUCCACUGGACGGGAACCGGCUUUGCGCUCAAGGAUGGCACCUCAGACUUCCACCUGGACAGAGCCCUGACCCACUGCACUUGCUCCAUCCAUGCCGCCAGGCAUCUGCCCUGCCGCCACCUCUUUGCUGCACGCCUCCUCACCGGGGCAGCCUUAUUCCACGUGGACCUGCUCAGGGAUUGCUGGGGGCGAGCCCCGGAGCCCUGACCCCUCAGGCCCGGGCCCACACCUCAGAGGUGAGGGCAACAGGUCAGGCUUCGAUCCCAAAGAUUAAACACGGUGGAGGCCAAGGAAGCCACGCCAAUCCUUCUGGCCACCUCCUGGGGCAACCAAGGAUCUCUUCUUUGGCACCUUGUCUCUCUGGAUCAGAGGGCAAGCUGACAUCGGCUGAGGAGGUCCUGAUGCUACAGCUUUGGGGGACUGUACAGGCCAGGGUGGAUUCUGGUGGCUUCCAUCGAGCGAGGAAAUGUUGGGUGACAGGUAUAGACGGGGCCAGCCAGGCAAAAGGAGGCAGAAAGAGCCAAGGUAAGGUUGUGUGUGUCUGUGUGUUUAGUAAAGGACACAGGAUUUGGGGAGAGUCAGGGACUGAUUUAAGGUGUAAAGGGGGCAAAGGGCAAAAGACGGGAGA